Molecule: messenger RNA, 1206 nt
Organism: Momordica charantia (bitter melon)
Lineage: Eukaryota; Viridiplantae; Streptophyta; Magnoliopsida; Cucurbitales; Cucurbitaceae
Product: vacuolar iron transporter 1
Biological process (GO): intracellular manganese ion homeostasis
Molecular function (GO): manganese ion transmembrane transporter activity
Source: RefSeq, a predicted model, not a curated record
UAACAAUUCGUAAUUAAUAAAUCCAAAUUUAAUAAAGCUGCUGAAAUAUGCCAACCAAACACGCUGUGGCGCUGGCUUUCCCUAUCAAAUUUCUUUCCUUUGCUGCGCUACGUCGCUGACAUUUCACACCGUUUCCAUUUCCAUUUCCUCGCUCUCUCUCUCUCUCUUUUCUACUCAGUUCCUGAGCUUAUUCCUUCUCUCCGCAUCAAUGGCGGCGCACCGCAACGGCGCACCAGUUCCCCUAGACCCUCAGAAGCAGACGCUCCUCAACCACCACACCGAGAGGCACUUCACCGCCGGCGAGAUCGUCCGCGAUAUCAUCAUCGGCGUCUCCGACGGCCUCACCGUCCCUUUCGCCCUCGCCGCCGGCCUUUCCGGCGCCAACGCCUCCUCCUCCAUCGUCCUCACCGCCGGCAUCGCUGAAGUCGCCGCCGGCGCUAUCUCCAUGGGACUCGGCGGAUAUCUCGCGGCGAAAAGCGAAGCGGAUCACUACACGAGAGAAUUGCGGAGAGAACAAGAAGAAAUCGUCGCGGUUCCCGAUACUGAAGCGGCAGAAGUAGCAGAGAUAUUGGCGCAGUACGGGAUAGAAGCCCAUGAAUAUGGUCCGGUUGUGAAUGCUCUUAGGAAGAGCCCUCAAGCUUGGUUGGAUUUCAUGAUGAAGUUUGAAUUAGGACUGGAAAAACCAGAUCCAAGAAGAGCUCUGCAAAGUGCUUUCACAAUUGCAUUGGCUUACGUAUUGGGGGGACUGGUGCCCCUCAUUCCUUACAUGUUUAUUUCAAACACCACAGAAGCCGUGAUAGCGUCGGUGGCAUUGACGUUAGUAGCGUUGCUCGUGUUCGGGUAUGCGAAGGGUUACUUUACGGGUAAUAAGCCCUUCAAAAGCGCCAUGCAAACCACCCUCGUCGGAGCUAUUGCAUCCGCAGCUGCUUUUGGCAUGGCCAAGGCCAUUCAACGAUGAACUAAACCAUCUCAUUGUAUUGUAAUGUUGGCUAAAUAGAUUUCAUGCUUAAUCCUUUAUUAAUUUUUACUAAAAUUUUGUGAGUUUUUUCAGAAAUGAAUGAUGUGGUUUUUUACCAUCCAGAGAAUCCAAUUUUCUACCCAACAAAUGUAUGGUUAAACCAUCCUUGUUAGUCCUCAUAUUGACUUUUGUAACAUUUUGGUAUUUAUACUUCUUUUAUUUAAUAACAAUUUAGCCUUCUAAAAAAA